AUGAUAAUUCCAAAGUCACAAGGCAAGCUGAUAUACCGUGAUGCACGAAAAGCCAUGUGGGGUGACUUGUUUCCGCAUCAACCAAAGAAACCAGCCGAACGUAGAGUUACUAGUAAUGAAGCUA
This is a messenger RNA of Acaulospora morrowiae, 124 nucleotides long. Lineage: Eukaryota; Fungi; Glomeromycota; Glomeromycetes; Diversisporales; Acaulosporaceae. The record is from the annotation of a GenBank genome assembly.